GAACUCUAGAUACUUGCAUGCAUUUGCUUGUGCCUUUUAAAAUCGUUUUAAAAGGCAUGAUAUCAUAAUGUGCAGCAUGAACCUUCUCAGGCUAUCCAGCAUUUUUAAAACGUGCAAUUCAAAUAUAACGUCGUCGGUGUUACGUUACCGAUCAACCUCUGUAAUGGUGUGUCAACUGCAACGUUUUCGCCAUAUCGCACAUUACCGGAAAAAAGGAAUGAAAAACGUUGCACUUAUGUCCCAAGUAUUUGAAAAUGUAAAGAGCCUUAAACUGUACUCCACUCAAAAUCUUCCAGGAAAAAACGUUAAAGACCAGACCGAGAAUAUCCUCACGAUACCAAAUUUUCUUACUGUUGGCAGAAUGAUAAUGUGUCCAAUACUUGGCUAUCUAGUCAUCCAAAAUGAUUAUCCUACUGCAUUUGGCUUAUUUGUGAUUGCUGGAAUCACUGAUUUACUUGAUGGAUGGAUAGCCAGAACAUUUCCCAGCCAGUCUUCUUUAGCUGGGAGUUUUCUAGACCCUUUGGCUGAUAAAUUGCUCAUAGGAACCCUUUUCAUUAGUCUUACCUUUAGUGGAGUUAUUCCAAUGCCACUUACUGUACUUAUUGUUGCGAGAGAUUCUUUACUUGUUGCUUCUGGUUUCUAUGUUCGCUACAUCUCUUUGGAGCCACCUCGAACUGUGGGUCGUUAUUUCGAUCCCUCGUUGGCUACAGCACAAUUAGCGCCAACAAAUAUUUCGAAAUUCAACACUGCCGUUCAGCUACUGCUCGUGGCCUGCAGUCUUGCCGUCCCUGCAUUUAGUGUUGGAGAACCAAUUCUGCCCGUUUUAUGGUAUGUGACAGGAACGACAACCGUCUUAUCGGGACUCAGUUAUGUGUUUGCUAAAAACACUUAUCGCAUCAUAACGCGAUCUCGUGCAAAAUGAAACAUGAAUGUAGACAAAUUAUGUGAAUUUAGUGAUAA
Messenger RNA from Daphnia carinata, 960 nucleotides. RefSeq names its product probable cardiolipin synthase (CMP-forming) (gene CLS). Gene Ontology annotation, cellular component: membrane; mitochondrion. Gene Ontology annotation, molecular function: cardiolipin synthase activity. Bases 68 to 922 code for a protein of 284 amino acids. The record is from RefSeq and is a predicted model, not a curated record. The transcript is spliced from 5 exons. Gene Ontology annotation, biological process: cardiolipin biosynthetic process. Lineage: Eukaryota; Metazoa; Arthropoda; Branchiopoda; Diplostraca; Daphniidae.